UCUGCUUUUAAAAAAAGGUAAACGGAACAAAGACAACCGGAAUCUUCCAGCCUCAACAAACCUGCAACGGCUACGAGCGAAUCACAUCCAAUCCAAGGGUUCUAAAAAGCUCACGUACACCUCAGCCACCUCCCACUCCCUAGAUUUGAAUCUCUAGAGAGAGAGUGUGAUAGUGAGAGUGAGAGUAAUGGCAUCCUCUUCGUCUUCACCGGAGAAGGGAAAGGAAAAGGCAAAUGGAAAAUCCUCUGACGAUGUAGCAAAGCAUAAGGUGAAGAAGGAUGGAUUGGGUUGGAUUGAGUGGUUCAUGGGCUGGUUCUAUCUUGCUUACGAGAUGCUCUUCCAGAGGAUCGUUGCUAGCAAUUUGCAGAAUCCAAUGCCUCUUCCUCCCAUUAACGACCUCACUUUCAUCGUUACUGGCUCUACCUCCGGCAUCGGCAAAGAAAUUGCCAGGCAAUUGGCUGAAGCAGGGGGACAUGUUGUGAUGGCAGUUAGAAACCCAAAGGCGGCUAAUGACCUGAUAAAGAAGUGGCAGGAAGAUUGGUCUGGAAGAGGUCUUCCUCUUAAUAUCGAGGUUAUGGAGCUUGAUCUUCUCUCUCUGGAUUCUGUUGUGAGAUUUGCUGAAGCUUGGAAUGCACGUUUGGGACCACUUCAUGCUCUCAUCAAUAAUGCUGGGAUAUUUUCCAUUGGAGAACCACAGAAAUUUUCGAAGGACGGCUAUGAAGAGCACAUGCAAGUGAACCAUCUAGCUCCAGCACUGCUUUCAAUAUUGCUUUUGCCCUCCCUUAUUAGAAGCUCUCCAAGCCGAAUUGUUAAUGUGAAUUCUAUUAUGCAUAACUUAGGAUUUGUUGAUCCAGAAGAUAUGAAUGUUACAUCCGGGAAAAGGAAAUUUACAAGUAUGGUGGGAUAUUCAAACAGUAAACUGGCACAGAUCAUGUUCAGCAGUGUUCUUAAUAAGAGACUGCCAACUGAAGCAGGCAUAAAUGUUGUUUGUGUUUCUCCUGGAAUAGUCCACACCAAUGUUGCUAGAGAUCUUCCAAAGAUUGUUCAAGCUGCUUACCAUUUAAUUCCAUAUUUUAUUUUCAGCCCUGAAGAAGGCUCUAGAAGUACACUUUUCGCAGCCACUGAUCCCCAACUUGUGGAUUACUGUGAGUCACUGAAAGCUGAAGAUUGGCCUGUAUGUGCUUUCCUUAAUCAUGAUUGUCGCCCUGCAAAUCCUUCCGAGGAAGCACACAAUGUUGAAACGGCUUACAGAGUGUGGGAGAAGACACUAGAGCUUGUCGGCCUUCCCUCAGAUGCAGUAGAGAGGCUUAUUGAAGGGGGCGAAGUUAAAUGCAAAUACGGGUCCUCCGAGUCGCAUCAUUCUCAGUGAACAUUAUUAGUUUUUCUUGUCAUGUUAUUACCACAAAUCAUCCAUCAUAGGUGGGCUGCAAUUGACACCCAGCCAAAAAACAAUCAGGAAAUGUAUCUUGCUGCAUGUUGCAAUCUAGCCUUCUCUUUCCACAAUGGUCUGGGGAUCUUGAUUACUGUCUUACUGGCUGUAAUUCGUUGAGUCGUGUGAGAAUUUUCACCUUAAAAUCAAAUAUUCCGUUUAACUUAA
Messenger RNA from Sesamum indicum (sesame), 1597 nucleotides. Its product is annotated as dehydrogenase/reductase SDR family member FEY. The record is from RefSeq and is a predicted model, not a curated record. Lineage: Eukaryota; Viridiplantae; Streptophyta; Magnoliopsida; Lamiales; Pedaliaceae.